GUGGUAGAAAUAGCAGUGUAGCACUUUUUUAAAAACACCAUCAUGUAGUGCCUGAAUAGUGCCAUUAGUUUUUUGACAUUUCUUAAAAUAAAAAUGAAAGCGAUUUGGCCAAAUUUUAAUUUUUCACGGAUACCUCAGUAUAUUUAUUUAAAAAACAUAGGAUGUCAACCCUUACACAUAAUUAGAUGAGUAUGCAAGGUUCACCUAGUUUCCUGCACAGAUAUCCUGUUACCCUCAGAAGAGUUGGAAGUAGUCCUAAUUUCCACUUUGGAGACGCUUGACACCCACUAA
Molecule: messenger RNA, 291 nt
Organism: Acanthoscelides obtectus
Lineage: Eukaryota; Metazoa; Arthropoda; Insecta; Coleoptera; Chrysomelidae
Source: the annotation of a GenBank genome assembly